AUGGUUAGUUUUGAAACUAAGGAACUUUAUGGGGGUGCUAUCACAACUCAAAUUCCUAAAGGAUUGAUCGAUGCCUCAGAUCUAAGACAAAUACCAGAUACUCAAGAAGUUUUCUUAAAUCCAAGUGAAAAUACAAAAGAUUAUACAAUUUUACAUAAAGAUGAUUCUAUAAUUGUGGAUUUGAUGGAGAGAAUCGAGGGUGAAGAUCUUGAAGCUAUAAAAGAACAUUUCAGUGAGAUUGCAGCUUUAAAUGAUUCUUCAAAUAGUUGGAAAUUAUUUGCUGUUGAUCAAACUUCAAAUAAAUUAAAUACAAAAGCAUAUAUAGCAAUUGGUCUUGAGCCUGCAAUGAAAUGGGGUCGUGAUGAAUCCAAAGGCUUAGAUUAUAAACCAACUUUAGCUGUGGUACUGGGGAUAAUACGAUUAGAUAAAGUGGAAACAGAUGUUUUAAUUACUCAAAAUGUACUAAUAUCUGAUAAAGAAGAACUACAAGAUUUAGAAAAAUUGACAGAUUUAAGUGAUGAACAAAACAAAGCUGCUAAGAGAAUCUCGUUGGCUGAUGGUAUAGUCAAACAAGCCAUCAACACAUUAGAAAUCAAAGAUUGGAAUCUAUUUGGUUAA
Molecule: messenger RNA, 618 nt
Organism: Hansenula ciferrii
Lineage: Eukaryota; Fungi; Ascomycota; Saccharomycetes; Phaffomycetales; Wickerhamomycetaceae
Gene: MOG1
Product: Ran GTPase-binding protein MOG1
Exons: 1
Coding region: 1-618 (205 amino acids)
Biological process (GO): protein import into nucleus
Cellular component (GO): nucleus
Molecular function (GO): small GTPase binding; guanyl-nucleotide exchange factor activity
Source: RefSeq, a predicted model, not a curated record